UCUCAGAUUAUAAAGAAGACAAAUAAAAAUGAAACAUUAAAUAUUUGAGAAGCUAAAGAACAAAGCUUAGUUCACCAUUUUUCCUCAAAGAGGAAAGAGUCAAACGAUGAUUUCUGUCUAAUUACUUCACCUUAUUGACUCAGGUUUAGAAACCAGACAGACAGGAUGCUUCAGCCACGUGGUGUCCCUGAAUGCAGCACCAAAGGCCACUUUAAUUUCAGUCUAUUGAUUCAUUUAUCUCACAUCCUACAUAAAACAAACACAAAGACUUUAAGAGUUAUAGUUUUUUAUUUGAAGCAUUUUGAUGAUCAAAAUGACAAAAUGAAGAAAAUCAUCCAAAAACAGAAGAGAUAAUAUUUACCCUCCAGAGUCAGAGUCAGAGGAGGCCUCUGAAACAGCGUGUAGAUGUUCAUGCUGAACAAAACAAAAAUGAUAAAAUUAUAGAAUUAUUAUUUAUAUUGUAUUUCAUUUCUUUUAUUAAAGGGUGGUAGAAGGGUUUUUACAGGCAGCUCUUUAAAACAACCUUCCGUUCAAUUUAUAAGAACGAAGUUUUCACUAAAAGUUCUCUCUGUCCUUCAGGUGAGUUUCAUGUUCAGUAUUUCAGCCUGAAAAAUGUCGUCAGCUCACCUUAAACAGAGGACCAAUUAACUCAGCUUCUCCUCUGUCAGCUCAUUACGCGUUCAUAUGGUUUGUGCGUAAUUCUUGGUUGUAAACUUUAACGGCCUCAGGAUGAGAAUGAAGCAAGUAAUUAAUUAAUAUCAAUGAUUUAAAUACUGCAGAGAUCUCAGAUUACAGUAAACCUACAGAAACCCACAGACAGACGGGGUGUGGUGCUAAGGUGUGCAGGAUAUGUGCAGCGUUGAUCUUUAUAGAUUGGGCAGUCUCAGCAGUGUACAAGUCUUUGUUUAUGGUGAGGUAUAUCUGCAGUCUGAGGAGAGUCUGAGCAGCUGGCAGUAAGAUAGAUACUGAAAAUACAAUUGGCUAAUCUUCUAAUGUACCUCGGUGCUUUGAUGCAGUUGAAGGUGUUUGCAGGCGGGACAGGGGUUGGACAUUACCUCACUCUGAAUGCUUUCUGGGGGGAGAAACGAGCGAGUAAUUAGCUGAUUAGAGGCCCGUCAGAGCAGCUCAGCCUGCAGCCAAUCAGCUCUCAGCGGCCUGCAGGGGUGGAGGAGGACAGCUGAUGGGAGUCAGGCUGCCUCUGGGAAGUUAGCGUGAAACAUCAGGACGGAUGCAAUGUUGCGGAGAGACAUGCGUGAGUGCAAUUUAAGGAAGCAGGUGGAGGGAUGCACAUGCAGGCCUAACAGUCAGAGAGCGUGUCUGUGAGGGGGGUCAGGACUUCAGACUCAGGCUGGUGAUGCACUGAUGCUUAUUUCUGAUGGUGGGCUGAUACAGUUUUCAUAAAAAGAUAAGAACGCGUGAGUGAAGAGGCUCCGCUGUCCGCGCGCUGACGCACGGCACAGGUGCGCAUCAAAGACUCCUCGGACCUCCUCAGACUUCCUCAGACCUCCUCAGACUUCCUCAGACCUCCUCAGACCUCAUCCCGUGAUGGAAAAAUCCAGGAACUUCAGAAUCGACGCCCUGCUCGCAGAUGAGACCAACCGUGUCAGCAGAGACCUGUCCCCGGGUCUGAGCAGCGACAGCCCCGCAGGCAGUCCGGUCUCGUGCCGCCGCGCGGACACCCCGUCUCCGCGGGCAGCUGUGCAACUUCAGACCGGAUUAAUCCCCAAACCGGGUGUGCUAAACUUCCCGCACCCAGGACUCGCUGCAAUCCCCGGCAUGUACCCUGCACCCAUGUACCCUCUGUCGGCGCUGGGGGGGCAGCACCCCGCGUUCGCGUACACCGGGUUCACACAGCUGACACACUCCUACCCGGAGCACCUGAAGGCUGCUGCCAUGGCGGGGUCUCUGCCGCUGGAGCACUGGAUCAGAGCCGGGAUCAUGAUGCCACGACUGCCGGAUUACAGCUCAGGCCCUCAGUCCGGUCUCUUGGGGAAGUGCCGGAGGCCCCGCACGGCCUUCACCAGUCAGCAGCUGCUGGAGCUGGAGAACCAGUUCAAACUCAACAAGUACCUGUCCAGACCCAAACGCUUCGAGGUGGCCACCUCGCUCAUGCUGACUGAGACUCAGGUGAAGAUCUGGUUCCAGAAUCGGAGGAUGAAAUGGAAACGCAGCAGAAAGGCGAAGGAGCAGGCGAGUGCUUCGAACCAGUCUGAGGCUCAGCGGCUACGCAGCUCAGGAAAAACUACCAAAGACAAAUGUGACGACAGCAGACAGGCUGUGGAUCCAGAUGACGGGGGGAUAGACCUCGAUCUGGAGGAUGGAGAGGAAGAGGAGGAUGAAGAAGAGGAUGCAGAUGAGGAGGAGGAGGAGGCUCAGAAUGAUUACCCAGUUUCUUUGGGUAACGGGGUUGGGAUGCAACAAUCCAUGGACUUCUUGCAGCGCAGCUCAGACGUAGGCUACAAUCCCCACAGCCCGUUCUCUGAUGACUCUGAGCUGGAGGGGCUGCAGGCGGGAGGAGGGGACCGGAAGAUCAGGGCCGGACUGUGAGAGACUCUGAGACACGCUGACACAGUAUUUACAGAGACAUUGGACUGGUCUGUGUCUGAGGUCUCUAGAAGAGGUCUUUGUCUGUGCUGCUCUCUGAAUGAGUCCAAACUGUUUCAUGGAUCAGCAGAUAUUCUAGCAGCUACAAACACUCACAUAUCCUGUAUAAACUACUCGUACUGUUCAUUUUUAUAGCAUGCAGAGAAAAAGUUUCUCUUCCUCUCUAAAUGACGCUCCAUCUGCAGAGAGCUGCAGCUCCACGUGAGGAUCCGGAGACGAGAGGACCGUUCAGACAGCGUGAGAUUGUAGAGUAGAAGCAGCUUCCACUGACACAGAGUCAGAGCAGAUCCAGCUGUGUGGGGUCAAAGAUAAAAACAUGAACUGCUCCUGCAGACGUUACUCUCAGAACAUCCUGAGUUUACUUUGUGCAUUUGUUGUAAACAUUGAUGUUUUUGUUUGUUUUUAAUGUGUUUAUGAAUUCCUUCUUGUCACUUAAAUGUAAAUGAAGUUAAUUUAUUUGAAUGAUUGCAAAGAUGAAUCAUAUGUGUAUUUAUCUGAAACGUGUUAGUGCUGGAACUGUGAAAUAAAAGAAAUGAGAGCAUAAAGAAUUAAAAAGAAGUGAAGAAUGAA
Messenger RNA from Notolabrus celidotus (New Zealand spotty), 3174 nucleotides. It is a transcript of the gene mnx2b, whose product is annotated as motor neuron and pancreas homeobox 2b. NCBI's taxonomy places the organism in Eukaryota, Metazoa, Chordata, Actinopteri, Labriformes, Labridae. Gene Ontology annotation, molecular function: DNA-binding transcription factor activity, RNA polymerase II-specific; sequence-specific double-stranded DNA binding. The coding region runs from base 1546 to 2547 and encodes 333 amino acids. Gene Ontology annotation, biological process: neuron projection morphogenesis; central nervous system development; spinal cord motor neuron cell fate specification. The record is from RefSeq and is a predicted model, not a curated record. The transcript is spliced from 3 exons. Gene Ontology annotation, cellular component: nucleus.